Dermochelys coriacea (leatherback sea turtle) is the source of this 1397-nucleotide messenger RNA. RefSeq names its product polyamine modulated factor 1 (gene PMF1). Gene Ontology annotation, biological process: chromosome segregation. Bases 1 to 615 code for a protein of 204 amino acids. The record is from RefSeq and is a predicted model, not a curated record. The transcript has 5 exons. Lineage: Eukaryota; Metazoa; Chordata; Testudines; Dermochelyidae. Gene Ontology annotation, cellular component: MIS12/MIND type complex.
AUGGCGGCAGCUGGCGGGGAGGGCCCGGCGCGGGCGGAGGGCGAGGGGGCCGCCGGCGGCUUCUCUUCGCCGCCAGCCCAGGAGGCAGAGCCGGGCCGCGGGCAGCUUUUCGACACCGUGGUGGACGCUUUCCUGGAGAAGCUGGUGGCCGCCGGCAGUUACCAGAGGUUUGCUAACUGCUACCAUCGCUUCUAUAAACUCCAGCCUGAAAUGACCAGAAGUAUUUAUGAUCAGUUUAUAUCCCAACUGCAAACUUCCAUUCAGGAGGAGAUUCGUGAGAUAAAGGAGGAAGGGAAUCUUGAGGAGCUCUUUGCCUCGAUGGAUAAAAUUGUGGAGGAAGCAAAGAAUCGGGAAGAGCCUGCGUGGCGCCCCAGUGGGAUCCCGGAGGAAGACAUUCAUAGUGCCAUGGUGCCGUACCUCCUGAAGCACCAGACAUACCUGCGUAAAGCCCUGAAAGAGAAGGAAGAGGAGAACAGGAAGCUGGCAGAGUCUGUAUUGGCCGGACGGGAGAGAAUCUCAGAGAUGCAGCAGCAGAUACAAAAUCGCAAGCAAGCAUGGCAGGCAAUUAGUAAAGAACAGAGAGAACUAAUCAUGACGUUCCAGGAGCCCAAAUGAGGAGGCGGGGGAAGAUUUUGCAGAAGUUUCAUGUAUGGGGUUUAUGUUCAUCGGUGAAGCCUUGCAGAUCUUUUCGGAAGUGGGAUUCUCUGUGCACUUACAUAACUACCCACUCAAAUUUUGCUGAAAACUUGACUUGUCAAGAGCUUUUGUGUUCAUUUGUCAGACAGAAAGGAGAGAACAGUUCACAACACCAUGUGAAAAGUGGAUAUUCUGAAACAGUUAUGGGACAUAAUUGAUCAAAAUGUGUUGAAAUGAGCGACUGCACCAGGGUUUUAGGAGAAUCAGCAAUAACCCCCAAUUCCCAACUAAGCUCAACAGGAAAGAAGAUCUAACAGGUUUUGAAAGCUAUAGCAGAUCUUUGCAUUCAUGCUGCACUAUCUUAAAAGCUUUACCAAACAGAGAGAACUAUGUCUUUCCAAAUUUAAAUGAAUGUAGAAUUUUUAAUACUGAUCACUCUUUUAUGACCACUCAUGGGAUUUCAGGAGUAUAAUAGAGCCAAUUGUAGGUACCUUCUGCAGCAAGUAACACACAUGUACAUCUGAAGGAAAGAAGCAAAUACCAAAACUUCAGCUUAUGGGAUUUCUGGCAGCAGAACAGUCUGUAGAUGUGAAGCCAAGUGACCAUCUAAAGCAGUGAGAGAGAUGUUACACUAGUACAGUGUAUGAAUACCUUGUACAUAGUUACUUGGAAUGGUGUUUUGACAUAACACUUGUUUUGAUAAUCUUAGAACUUUUUUUAAGUGCCUCCCAGUAAGAAAAAUAAACACGUACUUAGUAGUA